UGAUAACAAAUUACGGAAAAAUGUCGGAAGAAUCCGGAAUUAAAUUUUACACGUUGGAAGACGUUAAAGUUCAUAAUGGUAAAGGCAAAGGCGACUCUAGUGUUUGGAUUAUUUAUAGGGAUUGUGUUUAUGAUGUGACUGAUUAUUUGGAAGAUCAUCCUGGCGGUGGAGACCUCAUAAUGGAACAUGCAGGAAAAAAUUGCACUAGAGCCUUUGACGAUUUUGGUCAUUCUUCGGACGCCAAAAGAAAAUUAAAAGAAUUUAAAAUAGGAGAAAUCGUAGAGGAACAACGAAAAGGUGCAAAGAAAAAGACGAUAACAGUUAAAACAGAUCCAGCAGAAAAGCCACAUCAAAGGAGUUGCUUCUCAAUCAUCAGUUGCGGCUUCUGCGGAUAAAAUAACUUUAUUUUAUAAUUUCUUAUUCCAAUGUUUUAGUAAUCCCAACUGUGAUUUACUUAUUUUAUUUUAGAUUUAAUACCGUUAAAUUACAUUGUACAUUUUAGAUUUUAGACACUAGAAACUGUUUAAAAUAGAAAUAUUUUUACAUCAAACAUUCAAAGUUUAAGGCACCUAUUUUUAGAUUUUUUUUAAAUUUUUUGAGUAGUUACUUUAUCUGAAGAUUAAUGUUAUUCUUUCAAGUAUUUGUAUCCUUCCUCACGUAUUAAGAUAUAGGACAAUGACGUCUACUUAUGGGUAGGUACUUAUUAUUUGCUUUAGAUUUAAUUAUUAUUGAUACAUUUUCAUUAUAUUUUAUCAAACAUAUUAAUGAAGAUAGAUAAAAUCACUAGAUACACAAUAAAAAAGAUUAGCCUUGAACCCUAUAAUACCUAUAAAUAAUCUCGAUCUCGAGAUGUCAUUAUGAAUUUCUAUAAGAAAUACAUAGUUUUGAAUUGUGCAAUAUAUAUAUAGUUAUCAAUUGUUAUCAUUAUAAUAAAAUUUUGAUAUAUUUUU
Molecule: messenger RNA, 950 nt
Organism: Ceutorhynchus assimilis (cabbage seed weevil)
Lineage: Eukaryota; Metazoa; Arthropoda; Insecta; Coleoptera; Curculionidae
Source: the annotation of a GenBank genome assembly